CUCUCUUAGUCUUCUCGAUCUGAUCUGAUCUUCUUUUAUGGCCAAAACCUGUGGACUCUCCUUUGAUUCAGAUCCCACUAUUUUGUGUACCAUUGUCCUUUCACAACAGCCCCCACACUCCCUUCUUUCUUCUUCCUUCUCUUCUCUUCUUUUCUCUUAUCGCCAUCUUCUUUGAUCAUAUCACCCUAACCACGUCUUAACCCUUCAACCCUUCUCUUCAUCAUCUUCAUCAAUGGAGUCUUUGGUCAACAACGGGUCGUCUCCGCCACCCACCAUCCAAUUCCCGGUGAGCAGGUUCAUCAACCCGGCCGAUCACCGUCAUCGUCGCCAUGAACAUGGUCAAGAAGACCCCGUGGAUAAGCGGAAGGUUAUGGAUGAAAUGGACUUCUUUGCAGACAAAAGCAAGGACGAAAACGCCGGCAGGAAAGAUUUACAUGCUCCCACGGAAUUGGAUUUCAGCAUAAAUACUUGUUUGCGUCUUCUCACUUCAAAUACCAGUAGUGAUGAUCAGUCAAUGGUGGAGGAUAGAUUGCCAUCUGAUUGUGAGAAAAACGGGAAUAAAACCGAGCUAGUAGCAGUGAAAGCUGAAUUGGAGAGAAUGAGCGCAGAGAAUCGAGUUUUAAGGGACAUGUUGAGUCAGGUUUCCGACAACUACACUAAUCUCCAAACGCAGAUGAUGAGCUUGAUGCAACGCCAAAAGGAUAAUCAUCAUAAUCAUGGGAAAAUAGACGAAGAAGACAAUAGCAAUAGUGGGGGAAUAAAGUUUCCCCGGAUAUUCAUGGAUCUUGGCUUGGCAACCCGGAGAUCCAAUGACGGGGCGGUCGAUGAAGCUAACUUGUCGUCGUCCCCUGAGGGGCAAAACGUCAGGGAGAGGUCUUCAAGAUCGCCUACCUCGAGAGAAGAGAGCCCCGAAAAGGGGUCGUCUUCGGGUUGGGGUCCUAACAAGGUUCCUAGACUGGAUCAUGGUCCGGAAAGUAGCAGCGUUGAUCAGGCUACCGAGGCCACCAUGAGAAAAGCUCGUGUCUCCGUUAGAGCUCGAUCCGAUGCUCCCAUGAUCACAGAUGGUUGUCAAUGGCGGAAGUAUGGACAGAAAAUGGCGAAAGGAAACCCGUGCCCUCGCGCAUAUUACCGGUGCACCAUGGCCACCGGUUGCCCGGUUCGGAAGCAAGUUCAAAGAUGCGCGGAGGACAGAACAAUCUUGAUUACAACCUACGAGGGCAACCACAACCACCCAUUGCCGCCGGCCGCCAUGGCGAUGGCGUCGACGACUUCGUCGGCGGCGAAGAUGCUACUUUCCGGCUCCAUACCAAGCGCGGAUGGGCUAAUGAACCCAAACAUCCUAGCCAGAACGCUAUUCCCAUGCUCUUCAAGCAUGGCAACAAUCUCAGCCUCCGCCCCAUUCCCAACCGUCACGCUCGACCUAACCCAAACCCCAAACCCAAACCCACUCCAAUUCCCGACCCGACAACCCAACAACCCGCAAUUCCCGUUACCAUGCUCAACAAACCCGGCCGCCACCGCAAUAUUUAACCAGGCGUUAUACAAUCAAUCGAAAUUCUCCGGCCUGCAACUCUCUCAGGACCUGGAAAAUCACCAGUCCUCUCAAAACCCGCAAUUGAUUGAUACACUUAACUCUCUUACCGGUGACCCAAACUUCACCACUGCGGCUAUAGCCGCCGCCAUAACUUCCAUUAUAGGAAACUCUUCCAAUCCCGCCACCGUUACGAACGGCGCCAGUAACAACGCUAACAAUGGCGGCAGUAAAUCCACCAACUCAAGCGUUCCGGCGAAUUGAUAUAUAGAUACUACGCUGCGGUUUCUUCUCAUCCUCUCCGAUCCUGCCUUCAUAAAACACGUACUUCGAUCAAUCUGUUAAUUCUUUUUGUUAAGUUUCAAUCUUUUAGACUUCCUUGAGGUUUCUGAGCUUAGUAGCUACGUUACUCUUGGUUGAAUAAUGUAAUUUAAAUCUUGUUACGUUACUCAAUACGGAAAUGGAAAACUAAAAAACUGCAGCUUGUUGAUUAUCA
Molecule: messenger RNA, 2027 nt
Organism: Ipomoea triloba (trilobed morning glory)
Lineage: Eukaryota; Viridiplantae; Streptophyta; Magnoliopsida; Solanales; Convolvulaceae
Product: probable WRKY transcription factor 31
Exons: 5
Coding region: 233-1795 (520 amino acids)
Biological process (GO): regulation of DNA-templated transcription
Molecular function (GO): DNA-binding transcription factor activity; sequence-specific DNA binding
Source: RefSeq, a predicted model, not a curated record